CCUUGUCCCAGUUUGUGGCAUCUCCAGAUAUGAUAUGUCGAGCCAUCAUGUUUCUCCGUCGUGUUGAACUGCACGUCUGGCGAACUUUGAUAUUGAGCUCCUCACGACCAUUUAUCUCAUGAAAUCAAUAGGCAUACGAGCUGAAUCUGCCGUCAAACUUCUCUCCGAGUUCCUAGACCUACUGGAUACUCCUUAUAUCGAAGGGCAGACACACCCGAACGCCGAACAUUUUGCACAUGAGAUAUACUGUUAUAUGCGGAGAGGCCGUGAUCUAUCGAUUUAUGACAACUUGGUGGAGUAUGAUACCUUCCCAGAUCCUCCGCCCCACGAGCAGGAAAGAGAGAAUCUGUGGUGUUAUGAUUCCCGUUCUCAAUCUUGGUUGCCUCAUCACCGUCAUCACCGGUUCUGAUCUCGAUCCCCGUUAUCUCGACCUCCUUCCCCAACCCUGCGUUAUGAGCACAGAAGAACUCCUCCCGCAACUUACCUCCAAGA
Molecule: messenger RNA, 492 nt
Organism: Suillus discolor
Lineage: Eukaryota; Fungi; Basidiomycota; Agaricomycetes; Boletales; Suillaceae
Exons: 4
Coding region: 119-409 (96 amino acids)
Source: RefSeq, a predicted model, not a curated record